This is a messenger RNA of Daucus carota subsp. sativus, 2027 nucleotides long. Its product is annotated as xylulose kinase 2. The coding region runs from base 114 to 1781 and encodes 555 amino acids. Gene Ontology annotation, molecular function: D-xylulokinase activity. Gene Ontology annotation, cellular component: cytosol. The transcript is spliced from 11 exons. NCBI's taxonomy places the organism in Eukaryota, Viridiplantae, Streptophyta, Magnoliopsida, Apiales, Apiaceae. The record is from RefSeq and is a predicted model, not a curated record. Gene Ontology annotation, biological process: D-xylose metabolic process; xylulose metabolic process; phosphorylation.
ACAUACAACUAUAUAUACACCCACAAACGCACAAUCUGGUCACCAUUUCCAAUUAUCUUCAACUCUCUCUGCUGCCCAGGGACUUGAAUUUAUAAUUUCACCGUAUUGCCGUAAUGGAGGAUUUGAGCUUGCCAGAGGGAUCUCUCUUUCUCGGAUUCGACACUUCCACUCAGUCACUCAAGGCAACUGUGCUAGAUUCCAACCUCAACAUUGUCACUACAGAGGUUGUUAAUUAUGAUUUAGAGUUACCUCAUUAUAAAACAGAGAGCGGAGUGUACCGAGAUCCAUUAAUUAAUGGCCGAAUUGUUUCACCAACAUUGAUGUGGGUGGAAGCAUUUGAUCUCAUGCUUAAAAGGCUUCAGAAAAAACUGGAUUUGAACAAAGUCACUGCUGUGUCUGGUAGUGCGCAGCAACAUGGUAGUGUAUAUUGGAAAAGAGACAGUUGGGCAAUAUUAUCAUCAUUGGAUCCGAAGAAACCUCUUGUUGAUCAACUUCGGUAUGCCUUUUCGGUCAAUGAGUCACCAAUAUGGAUGGACUGUAGUACUACCAAACAAUGCAAAGCUAUUGAAGAAGCCGUUGGUGGUGCAUUGGAGUUGUCUAAACUCACUGGUUCUCGUGCACACGAGAGAUAUGUUGGUCCACAAAUUCGCAAGAUAUAUGAAACACAACCGAAAGUGUACAAGGACACAGAGAGGAUCUCCUUAGUUAGCUCUUUUAUGGCAUCAAUUCUUAUUGGAGCAUAUGCUUGUAUUGAUCAGACAGAUGGGGCAGGGAUGAAUUUGAUGGAUAUUAAGCAGCGGAUUUGGUCAAAAAAAGCUAUAGAGGUCACAGCACCAAAUUUGGAAGAGAAGCUUGGAAAAUUAGCUCCUGCACAUGCUGUUGCUGGUUUGAUUGCUCCCUACUUCGUGGAAAGGUUCCACUUCAACAAGGACUGUUUGGUUGUGCAGUGGUCAGGUGACAAUCCUAACAGCCUAGCAGGGUUGACACUCAACACUCCAGGGGAUCUGGCAAUCAGUCUUGGUACUAGUGAUACUGUAUUUGGAAUAACCAAGGAACAUCAACCAGGAUUAGAAGGGCAUUUCUUUCCAAAUCCUGUUGAUACAGAAAGCUAUAUGGUAAUGCUGGUAUAUAAGAAUGGAUCUCUUGUGCGUGAAGAUGUACGUAAUCGUUGUGCUAAUAGAUCAUGGGAAACUUUCAAUACUUUUCUUCAGCAAACACCACCGCUUAAUGGUGGAAAAUUAGGUUUCUACUACAAAGAUAAUGAAAUACUUCCUCCCUUGCCAGUUGGGUUUCAUCGGUACAUCACAAGUCUGGAUGUAAACACUUUGAGUGUCUUAGAACAGGAAGUGAAGGAAUUUGAUCCUUCAUCUGAGGUUCGAGCAUUAAUCGAGGGCCAGUUACUUUCUAUGAGAGCUCAUGCUGAAAGAUCUGGAAUGCCUAAUCCUCCGAAUAGGAUAAUAGCAACUGGUGGAGCAUCGGCAAAUAACAGCAUUUUAAGCUCAAUAGCUUCCAUUUUCGGAUGUAAUGUAUACACAGUCCAAAGGCCAGACUCGGCUCCUCUAGGGGCAGCAUUAAGGGCAGCUCAUGGUUGGUUAUGCAACAAGAAAGGAAGUUUCAUUCCGAUAGCAGACAUGUACGAGAGCAAGUUGCACAAAACAUCUCUUGCCUCUAAGCUUGCAGCGCGUGCUGGGACCAAAGAACUCAUCGCCAACUAUGCCUUUGUGAUGGAGAAGCGAAUGGAAAUCGAGACUCGACUUGUCCAGAGACUAGGACGUGUUUGAAGUCAUGCCACUGCAAAGGUAGCACGUUAAAGUUUACUUUCGUUGAUCUUUUCGUGGGUUGCUCAAAGUUCGGUGAAUCAAAUGAACUCACACGAAUUGUGACAACAUUGCUUGUAAAUACUACUACUAGAAGUAGAGUAAGUUCAGUUCUCAUGCUUCCUGAACCCUACUUACGAGUAAGGUCAGGUUUAUUUCAAGGACUAUACAUUAUUUCAGAUAAGAUGAUAUUUGGGGUGCUUUUCAGAA